CGCGUCCUCGCAUCCUUUUUGCUCCGCCUCAUUGGUGCUUCCCCAUUCCUUGCUCUCUCUCUCUCUCUCUCUCAGAGCUCCAGGCCAAUUGGUUGCCUGCCUUCCACCGUUAUCUGCUCUCUCCCUUCUUCGGCUGUCUCCGCGUCUCUCCUCUUCCUCUGUCUUCCCUACACUCGUGAAGAAUGAUUAGCAUACGGGAGGCGAGAGGAACUUUCCAGCGCGAGUGAACAGGAGAACAAGUGCGCAAAAGGAAGGACGCUGGAAAAUACAAUCAGCAGCGAUUGGAAAGUUUGAGAGAAGACAACAUUUCAAGACUGAAAAUGAAAUUGGAGGAGGUGGAUGUAGCAGAUGAGAACCACCAUUGCACACGCUCAAAAGUUCCCCUGGAGCCAGCCAUACAAGAGUUGUUCAGUGUGUAUGGCUGUCCUGUCGCCAAGAAGAGAAAACCCCUGGAGAGUCAUGCCCUGGAGCCCUCGCCCAAGAGGAAGGUGUUUCUCACAGUUAUAGACCAACAGUCAAUGGAGAAAUGCUAUAACACGCACAAAAUUGAGGAGAUGGAUGAAAAAGAUGAGGAAGAGGAUGAGGAGGAGGAAGAGGAAAAGGUAGACGAAGAGGAAGCGGAGGAGGAAUAUACAGACAAUGAGGACCAAUAUGAACAGGAAGAGGUAGAAGUGAUUAAUGGAGAAGAGGAAGAGGUGGAGCAGGAAGAAGAGGAAUUGGUGGAGGAAGAUGAGGAAGAAGAAGAAGAAGAAGAAGAAGAAGAAAGAGAGGGGGAGGAUGAUGAAGACGAGGAUGAGGUGGAGGAAGAUGAGCAAGAGGAUGAGGAGCAAAUUCAAGAAAUAGAGAGUGACAAUAUGAAUUGCAGUCCCAGCAGAACAAGCCCCUCCAUGGAGAAGGACAACAACAACAACGAUGAAUAUGACAACUACGAUGAACUGGUGGCCAAAUCUCUGCUUAACCUUGGCAAGAUUGCAGAGGACGCCGCUUACCGGGCCAUGACUGAGUCCGAGAUGAACAGCAACUCCUCAAACAGCGCAGAAGAGGAAGAGGAGGAGGAAGAAGAAGAUGAAGAGGAUGAAGAAGAUGAGGAUGAGGAGGGCUCAAGGAAAGGUGAGCUGAGUCUAGACAUCAACAGUGAUGUGGUAAGGGAGACUGUGGACUCUCUAAAGCUCCUGGCACAGGGUCAUGGAGUCACGCUCUCAGAAAACCUCCACGAAAAGCCUUUUCAGGACGAUGGGAGCGAGAACACGGACUGUGGAAACAUCAACGGAAAUGGAUCCACAGGUAAUGGACUCAGUGGUAACUGUGGUAAACCCUCCAGUAAUGGCCAAAUGGCAGAGAAGAGUGACGAGGAAGUUUGUCUGAGUAGUUUGGAGUGUCUUCGCAACCAGUGCUUUGACUUGGCGCGCAAGCUAAGUGAGACCAAGCCAACCGAGCGGUUCCACAAUAACCAGCAGGAGGCUCAUCAGCUUUAUCAAGAAGCCCAACUGCAGCAUCAGCAUCAGAGUCCUGAUGUCCUCGAGCGGAAUUACUCUGACAUGGUCAACCUGAUGAAGCUUGAGGAGCAGCUCAGCCCACGCUCCAAGACUUUCUCCAGCUGCGCCACAGAGCACAAGGGCUUCCAGGACUGUGAUGAAGACACCACCUCCGUCACUUCGGACCGCUCAGAGGAUGUUUUCGACAUGACCAAAGGCAACCUGUCACUGCUGGAGAAGGCCAUAGCGCUGGAAACAGAGAGGACCAAAGCUUUGCAGGAAAAAAUGGCUUCGGAAGCAGUCAGGAGAGACAGACUGCAUUUGCAUGAGCAUGGUUUGCGGCACAGCUAUGCAGAGGAGCGGAAAGCGCGCCUGCACCACGAUGGUCUAAAGAAGCCCUACUACCUUAAAGAUUCCUCACGGUCAGGGAAAAAAGAGAGUCGGUGUCCAGCACCUGGUUGUGACGGCACAGGUCAUGUGACGGGUUUGUACCCGCAUCAUCGCAGCCUGUCUGGAUGCCCUCAUAAAGACAGAGUCCCACCAGAAACUGGCAUUUAUGAAAAGAGGUCGUAAUCAUUGGUUGACCGUGUGUCUGUAUGUGUUUGUGUGGCCCAGUCUUCAGUUCAUUCUGCAUGCCGUCCUCCU
Molecule: messenger RNA, 2120 nt
Organism: Sinocyclocheilus anshuiensis
Lineage: Eukaryota; Metazoa; Chordata; Actinopteri; Cypriniformes; Cyprinidae
Product: myelin transcription factor 1-like protein
Exons: 9
Coding region: 321-2048 (575 amino acids)
Biological process (GO): regulation of transcription by RNA polymerase II
Cellular component (GO): nucleus
Molecular function (GO): DNA-binding transcription factor activity, RNA polymerase II-specific; zinc ion binding; RNA polymerase II cis-regulatory region sequence-specific DNA binding
Source: RefSeq, a predicted model, not a curated record